Symbiodinium natans is the source of this 330-nucleotide messenger RNA. Lineage: Eukaryota; Dinophyceae; Suessiales; Symbiodiniaceae. The record is from the annotation of a GenBank genome assembly.
AUGCAGGGGGCCCUUUCGGUGUCAGCUGCCCGGCCGAGAACACUCGACCAGGGAGGCCUCUUGAGCUUCUGUCGGGGCCUCCAAGCUGUGAGAGGAUGUUUCCAGAAGGUGGGUGCUAUGACCCAGUUCGACCGCCACCAGUCCCAGCAAAUCCAGCAGCUAUGUUCGGGCAAGCAACGCCAGCAACUGGACUGCGCGCGGCCCACUCUUGGAAGGAAGCAGCCCUGCAAGACGCUGGAUCCGGAGAGCCGCUACUAUGAGGCUGUAGGUCCGUUGCCGCUCACCAUCGAUUGGCGAUGCUGUCUGGGCAACGUGUCCUGGCCAAAUUGA